AUGGCCAACGUCAUCCGUCCAGACUUUUACGUGGAUUUCCCCGGCUACAGUUUCGACUUCUCCCACUGUGCUAUAAUCAAUGACGCUCAUGUGCUCCUGCGACUGACAAAAUUCCAACCUCAAGUCAGCGUGCGUAGUGUCAAGUUCACCCUGCAGGAGUCUGAGGCCAUCAUAAAGCACCUUGCCAACUGCUCGCGCAACACAACUUGCUCUAUGAACUGCACCACAGGGUUUUUCCAGGGCACCAUCGACUUAUUUGCACCAGACCAAACGCAGGCAUUUGAUAUUAAACCUCUUUGGCUGCAGGACUCAUCGACCCCUCUUGAUUCCCUUGGCAAUGUCUCUGAUUCCGGGCUCACAUAUCAAGUUCGGCUAGCUAAAGCACAACCUUUGAAUUAUUGGGGAUCUGGAAAUAUACGGCUCAUCAGCAAAACAGACGCGGUUAUCCUUAAUUUGACACUAUGGGGCUCUAAAAUAAGAAACCCAGGCAGGAACUCAUCCAAAGUUCUACAGGAGAUUUCCCUAGCUAAUUCUUCAUGUACUCUGAGUGACUCCAGCCGCUACAAGUAUAGCUAUAGGUUCCAGGCCGAAUCUUUGGGUGUUUUGGACAGCGACGGUUACUUGGAGAUUCGACUUAAUCAUUUGGACAGCCUGGCUUUGAAAAACGUGUAUUCCAGUGGAGUGUGUAACGUACCUGUUGGUUCCCCCGUCUGUUUGCUGGACUGUGAGGCUGGCAUUGUCAACUAUAACCAGACCACCGUCUACCCAGCUUUCAGCUUGGUGCUAUACCACUUUCAACCAGUGGUAGAUGAGAUUGUACUGCAGCAGCCUUUGUAUGAAUCUGCUGACUACUGCAAGUGGAACGAGACCAUCUGUACGGCCAAGGGCGCUCUGUGCCGAGAAUACAAACAGACGGGUCUGCACACGUGUCACUGUAAUGGUACCAACGUGACGAACAUAGACAGCUAUGCAUUGAACUGCUUCUCUGCACCAACCACCAUACCAACAACCACACCAACCACCACACCAACAACCACACCAACCACCACACCGAUCACCACCCCAACAACCACACCAACCACCACACCGACCACCACACCAACUACCACACCAACCACCACACCAACAACCACACCAACCACCACACCGACCACCACACCAACAACCACACCAACCACCACACCAACCACCACCCCAACCACCACACCAACAACCACACCAACCACCACACCGACCACCACACCGACCACCACACCAACCACCACACCAACCACCACACCAACCACCACACCAACCACCACACCGACCACCACACCAACCACCACACCAACUACCACACCAACCACCACACCAACCACCACACCAGCAACCACACCAACAACCACACCGACCACCACACCAACCACCACACCGACCACCACACCGACCACCACACCAACCACCACACCGACCACCACACCAACAACCACACCAACCACCACACCAACCACCACCCCAACCACCACCCCAACCACCACACCGACCACAACACCAACCACCACACCGACCACCACACCAACCACCACACCAACAACCACACCAACAACCACACCGACUACCACACCGACCACCACACCAACCACCACACCAACCACCACGCCAACUACCACACCAACCACCACACCAACCACCACACCAACUACCACACCAACCACCACACCGACCACCACACCAACCACCACACCAACCACCACACCGACCACCACACCAACCACCACACCAACUACCACACCAACAACCACACCGACCACCACACCAACAACCACACCAACCACCACACCAACCACCACACCAACCACCACACCAACUACCACACCGACCACCACACCCACAACCACACCAACCACCACACCAACCACCACACCAAUCACCACACCAACCACCACACCAACCACCACACCAACCACCACACCAACUACCACACCAACCACCACACCGACCACCACACCAACCACCACACCAACCACCACACCAACUACCACACCAACAACCACACCAACUACCACACCGACCACCACACCAACCACCACACCAACCACUACAACAACAACCACACCAACUACCACACCAACUACCACACCGACCACCACACCAACCACCACACCAACAACUACACCAACUACCACACCAACUACCACACCAACCACCACACCAACCACCACACCAACAACUACACCAACUACCACACCAACUACCACACCAACCACCACACCGACCACCACACCGACCACCACACCGACAACUACACCAACUACCACACCAACUACCACACCAACCACCACACCAACCACCACACCAACCACCACACCAACAACCACACCAACAACCAUACCGACCACCACACCGCCCACCACACCGACCACCUUACCGACCAACACCCAGACUAUCUCAGCAACAGGUAAUACAAAUGAUUCCUUAGCUGGUGGCGUGGGCUUUUCCUCAAAUCUUUUAGCUACUAGCAAACCACAGCGGUCUGCAAACGGCAAUGAUCCAGCAGCUACUCCAAACACACCCGCGUUAGCUGGCGACGUGACCUUUGCAUUAGACGAUUCAGCCACCAGCGCGCCACAAGAGGUUGCUAAUGGCAAUGGCCCGAUCAAGAGCGGUGGAAGCUACCUGUGGGUCAUCGGUGUGGUUUUCGGCAUUCUAAUCCUGAUUGCUGUUGUUGUCAUGUUCGUGCUUCCCGCACGUCGUCAUCAACUCAUUAAAGCCACCAGCGUAAUCUGGAAGCAAAAAAGUGGUGGGAUAAGCAAUGGCAACGCUCACACGUAUGCCACAUGGAAGCCGCGCCUCGGUGGCAAGGCCAAGCAGAGCGUUCCUCCGCAGAGCUUCUCAGUGGCAUCCGUAGACACGUUUAGUGUGAAGAUACGGGACAGGUCUUACAAAUGGGAAGAUUACGGUCCGAAAAACCUGACCGCCGAUGAUCUGGGCUUAACCAGGGUUUCCAUGCAGUCGGACUAUGCUUCGGCCGACGAUCACAGUUCGUUCAGUGAACACCAGGCGUAUCAGAGGCUGAAGAGCGCGGCGCUCUCGCGGUCGCACAUUGCAAUCCUGGAGACGGACUCGUCCGCCGGGAAUCACAGUUCCCUCAUCCACGACGAGCCGUAUGAGAGGCUGGCCGGGUCGGCAGGACAACGCUCGGCAACCAUGGAAACGGCCGACGGCGCUCAGUGCACCGGCGGCCUGGGCGGAGACGACGGUGAUAGCUUGCACUUUAAACUGAACAGUACUGGAAAGGGGACCACUCCUCACUACUCUGUCCCUCAGCGAUCUGCUUCCAACACCGAUGGUGAUGCAGAAGACGGCGGCAAAUCAGCACAAGAAGGCCUUGGCGGCGGUGGAGAUCCUCAUUACGAAGACAUGGCCGCGAACAUCUCUCAAGUGAUGGCGUUGAAUGGCGGCGUUGACGACAGACGUGAAUCGCUUCAGAGCCAUGCCGAGGAGAUGGCGCCGGGCAAAACCGGCUGGGACAACGUAUCCACGCUGCAGAGCAAACUGUCCUACCCGUCACAACACCAGCCGGUCAGCGUGUGCUCGACUAUCACUGACGAAUGGGUCGACGACGACGACGAAGCACCCGUCUGCAUCGGUCCCGCCGCGGACGGCAUGCCAGACGAAGAUACCGUCGUCGACGGCGGCAGCAACUACGACCGUGGGCUCGGAAUGCACGCGUCUGCCUACGACUCUCUCCGCUCAGAUACGCCAUCGGCCAACGUCAACACCAGUGUGGAGCCCACCACGUUCAAUAGCGACGAGCAAGAGGACGCUUACGCACGCACUGUUUUCGCAAGGCCGAGCAAAAUGGGUCGCUCCAUGAAGAAGUCGAUCAAGCGCAUGGCCCAAACGAGUAUUGCCAAGAAGACACACGCACCAGGCCCAGGCGAAGCUAACCUGUAUCGGUCAACCCUCAAGAAGAACUCGCAGCAGUCAGAGGAGGCUGAAGACAUUGAUUCCGAAAACCCGUACUCGCUCGUCAACUACACCAUCGACAUACAACCGGUAUCCUUGGCAGAGACACGCACAACUUCCACUGUGGAGUCGGACAUCGGUCGUCCCAGUGUGUGUGUGAGCUCUAGUGACUUUGUGGAGGACACUACCACCUUGGAACCCGGUGCCAAGAACGUAUGGGCACAGGAAAGCAACGUGGGCUCACCGCUGUUCCGCAAAAUCUCCGGCAUGCUGGUCAGGCAGUAGCUGAAAUCGACAGCCUGAUCUGUAUCUCUCUCGCUCUCACUCUCUAUUUUUUCUCAAUUAAGCUAAUCCGUAGUUCAAAAGACGAUAUAGUCCCACUGCUUUCUUUUAUAAUGUUAUAGUAUACAUUAUUGUCUAAAUGAAGUGUCCCACUUUCUCUCGGGCUUUUUUUAAUUCUAGAAAUGUUUUUUGAACUCCUGCAAACUUUUCUGCUUGCUAGUCCGU
Sycon ciliatum is the source of this 4455-nucleotide messenger RNA. RefSeq lists its product as uncharacterized. The transcript is spliced from 9 exons. The coding region runs from base 1 to 4233 and encodes 1410 amino acids. The record is from RefSeq and is a predicted model, not a curated record. NCBI's taxonomy places the organism in Eukaryota, Metazoa, Porifera, Calcarea, Leucosolenida, Sycettidae.